CCUCGUCCACCAUCACAACUUAGCCUUAUUGAUGUUUACAAUAGAUUGUCAAAUUAACGCUCGAGAGCGAGGCGUAUAUAUAGCUGCGGAUUUGAAUUGAUACCAGAUCAACAACUCUUUCAAUCUGCAGUGAUGUCCACCUCGCCUAAAUACGCACCUUACUCACCCCAGGCAAUCAAAGCCAACACGAUUUCGGUUGAAUCCCUAGGAGUGCAAUACAACAUCCACUCCGUGCGAAUCACCUGGGUCGAUCUAGCCAACGUUACUAGUUUCCGCGUUGUCCCUCUCAAAUCCUUCCAUCGCCUCCUCGCUUCCUCCAGGCCGGGUAUAACCAUCGCCCAAUGCGUCUUCGGCUUCGUGAUUAACAGAACCGCACCUGGAUUUGGGCCUAUAGGGGAGUACCUGUUUGUCGUCGAUUUGUCAUCCAUCAGGUUGUGUUCCUACGCGCCAGGACAUGUAAGUAUUAUGGGCUGGUUCCAGGAUAAGGUCCCUGCUCCAGGCCGCGUCCUUGGUACGGGUGUACCCAUGUGUCCACGAUCGGCACUGCAUCGUAUCGUCAACACCGCCAAAUCUUACAAUGCCGCGUUCCUUGUUGGAUUUGAGACCGAAUUCAUUCUCCUCAAAAGCACAGACCCGAUCGAGGGGGUCAAUCCACAUGGGUGGAACAGCGCACGAGCGCUACCUUCGGGAACCAAGGAAACAGAAGUGAUCGAGGAGAUUGCACGUGGGCUCAUCGAAAGCGGAAUCGAACUGAUGAUGUAUCAUUCUGAAGCGGCGCCGGGGCAGUAUGAGGUCAUAACUGGUCCACUCCCACCUCUUGAAGCUGCUGAUGCGCUUGUGCACACACGGGAGACAAUCACCAACGUUGCAAGCAAACACGGGUUUCGUGCGACGUUUGCACCAAGGUUACAUGCCGAUAACUGUGGCAGUGCAGCUCACACUCAUAUCUCCGUACAUCCUAUCAAUUCCGAGCAUCCAUCCAAAUCGCCUGCAGGCACGUCAGACAAUCUUAUCACUCCCCUCGAAAGCGUUUUCCUGGCUGGUGUACUCAGACACCUCCAAGCUUGCUGUGCAUUCACGCUCCCCCUACGUGCCUCCUAUGCACGCAUGCUCGAUGGAAUUUGGAGCGGCGGGACAUGGGUCGCGUGGGGAAGGGACAACCGUGAGGCGCCCGUACGCUUGUGUGUUCCUGCUGCAUCUUUAGAUCCAAAUCCCGCAACCAACGCUCCCUCGAAAAACCAUUUCGAAAUAAAAUGUGUAGAUGGCACGUCUUCCCCUUACCUCGUUCUUGCCAGUCUCAUCGGCUCUGGGCUUCUUGGCAUCCAAUCUCAAGCACCGCUCGUAGAGCAAGAUUGUGCUACGCCCGCUGCGCUUAUGACUGAGGCAGAAAGGGAGGCAGUGGGUGUUACGCGGCGGAUGCCGAUGUCUUGGGAAGAGGCAAGGGCUGCAUUGAAGGCAGAUGAAGAAUUAAAGGGUGUUCUUGGAGUCCUUGUAGAUGGAUUCUUAUCGGCGGGAGAGUUACUGGAUGAGCUUCUACGCUCUCCAGCAAGUGAGAUGAAGAAAGUGCAGAUGCUCGUGGAGUAUUUUUAAGAUCAGACGGGCUCUUAGGUUUCUUUGAUUGUUCCAAGUUUGGAUAGCGCAUGAUUCACUUGUUGAUAUCAGUGUCGUAAAAAUGAUGUUCCCCAGUUUCAAAAAAUGCCAACAUCGUUCACAUC
Suillus bovinus is the source of this 1715-nucleotide messenger RNA. RefSeq lists its product as uncharacterized. Gene Ontology annotation, molecular function: glutamine synthetase activity. The transcript is spliced from 5 exons. The coding region runs from base 133 to 1590 and encodes 485 amino acids. NCBI's taxonomy places the organism in Eukaryota, Fungi, Basidiomycota, Agaricomycetes, Boletales, Suillaceae. The record is from RefSeq and is a predicted model, not a curated record.